Molecule: messenger RNA, 519 nt
Organism: Mucor velutinosus
Lineage: Eukaryota; Fungi; Mucoromycota; Mucoromycetes; Mucorales; Mucoraceae
Exons: 3
Coding region: 1-519 (172 amino acids)
Source: RefSeq, a predicted model, not a curated record
AUGAGCAGCUAUUUAUGGAAAAAGAAGGUCCAAGAACCUGAGAUACAACUGCCUGAGAGAGAUGCUAGAGUAUUAGAAAAGUAUACACACAAGAUGAAAAAGUUUGAUGAGAUGAUCAAGGUGUGCUGCUGUUGGAUUGGUUACGAUGUGUUGCUGGAAUUCAUCCCCAUCUUUGGUAAAGUGAUAUCCUUGUAUUUUGCGCUGUCUUUGUAUCGAUUAGCGUGUCAAUGUGAUUUGCCCAGAUCAAUCAAGCGACGCAUGUUGUAUCAUGUCAGCAUUGAUUUUCUGCUUGGCUUGAUACCCAUUCUAGGCAUCCUCUUGGAUAUGUUGUACAGAGCUCACAGCAAAAAUGCACGCAUAUUACGAAGAUUCUUGUACGAAAGAGCUAGACAAGGUGCGAAUAAAGCAGAAUCAGCGGCAUUGGAUGUAGGGAAGGAGCAUGAAAACAAUCAUUUAUCAGAUCCAACUAGCGUUUUGAUGGAAAAAGAUCGACAAAAUCAGUUAUCCAAAACGAAAUAA